AUGCCAAUAUUCAAGAUCCCCAUAGUGCACAAGUUUGGGAUCAUUUCCCACACAGAACACCUACUACUUGAAGAAUCAAUUGUGAAAACUGCUGAAGACACAUGGAAGUUUUACAAUUCAAAGGAUGCUGCAAAAAGAAACCCCUUUGAAGUCACAGAACAAUUUGUUCAGGAGUUUAAGUGUGCAAAAGAGCAAAAGGAAAAGGAACAAAUGACUGAAAUGGCUCAAAAAAUGCUCACCAGAAAUAAGCGGAAAGCUGGAUUGAAUACAAUGGGUUCAGGGAACCAUGUUAAUCUGCCAUUAGCUUGGACAGAACUAGCUUUGCUGGUUCAGUGUAAAGGGAAAGUACAGGAAGAGGCUCUGGACAUUCUCUUGAUUUCUUUGGACCAUGCACCAUUGCACCCAGACCAGAUUCCUGUUUUGUUCUUCCUUGCAGAGUCCAUCUUAUAUUGGAUCUGUACUGAUGCAGUAAAACAGCCAUAUCUCUAUACAUGUGAAGUCAAGAUAAUAAAGCUUGGAUUUUUGACAUUUCUAAGAUUGUUUAUCCUUCACCUGGCUGGACUUGUACAAACUUUUAAGAAAUGUAAAUAUCGCCUCCAUGCUUACUUAGAAGGUCUUCCAGAACGUGAAGCCUGUUAUCGAUCAUAUCCAAAUGUGUUGCUGGGUGUUCGUUUCAUUAUUAGAACAGGAGAAUUAAAAACAGGUUGUCGGUGUCCUCAGAGAGUGGAUGAGUCCCAACUGAAAACAUGUAACAUCAGUCCAGUGUUAAGGGAAUGCCUUCUGGUUUGGAUUUAUGUGAAACAUAAGAUUCAACUCUUGGAUGAUAUUCUGAAACAUCUCCUCCUGAGGGAGCAACUGUGCAAUACAAAUUGGAUUGAUGCUGCUCUUGGUUUGCUGCUCCUCGGUGAAGCUGCCAAAAUGAACAUUACUUGUUUGAAGGCUUUGACAGAGCUGGGCAUAAUUCUUGUAUCACAUUUUAGUUCUCACAACUUAAAACAGGUAAAGGUGAAGCUACAUGGAGACAUUUGUCUCUAUGGCAGUACCUCAGAAAUCCAAAAGGCUGCCCUAAUUGGGUUUGGAAAUUCAUCAAAGUCACCCAAUAGGACAAAUACACCAGGAUUGCUUCAACUUCUACAGAUUCAGCCAGCGACAACAGCAGGAGAUGAUCAGGAUAGUGGCUGGUGGGUUCGCUAUGGAGCAGCAUACAGUUUGGAAAAGGUCUGUCACAUUCUUUAUGGUGACAAAAAUCAAGAGGGGUUAAGGAAUGCCGCAUGGACUGCUCUACAGAAACAACAAAGCUUGGAGCAGGAUGCUCGAGUCCUGGCAGCUGUUAAAGUGGCUGAGGCAGAAUUAAACGGCCCAAUAAAUCCUUUCAUUAAUGCAAGCUCUAAAACAACAUCAUCUCUCAGGAGCUCAGUAGCAAUUCACUUUCUGGGUUGGCGAAUAGCAAGCAUUCUGUCUCAGCUUUGCCUGCCUCCUGUGGCUCCUUCUAUCGCUCUGCCUCGGAUGCUCCCCCAACGACCCAUCCAUUCCAGAUUUCCAUUUCAGAAACAAAGGAAGGUGGGGAAAAAAAUGGCACAUCUUUCACUCAGAUACAUUGAGAGUUUGUUGGAAUAUCAAAGGGGAGUCAAAGGUGCCAAGAAGUACGUUUGCAUCUUGCAGGAGUUCCACAGACAAGAAAUAAUGUUAGCACAAGCAGAUCGUGAAUCACUACCUGAUUUCAAUACUCGUGCAAACUUCAAUCUGAGGAGAAUGGUGGAAGAUCAGUGGAGAAAAGAGUUACAAACAAAACUGGAAUAUGAAGAAAAAGAAAGGGAGCAACAACUCCAAGAGAAACAGAAAUUAGAGACAGAAGCUUUUAUUGAGUUGAUGACGAGGAAGGAGGAGAAAUUUCACAAAUAA
Messenger RNA from Carcharodon carcharias (great white shark), 1902 nucleotides. It is a transcript of the gene tmem232, whose product is annotated as transmembrane protein 232. Lineage: Eukaryota; Metazoa; Chordata; Chondrichthyes; Lamniformes; Lamnidae. The coding region runs from base 1 to 1902 and encodes 633 amino acids. The transcript has 14 exons. The record is from RefSeq and is a predicted model, not a curated record.